Messenger RNA from Grammomys surdaster, 3436 nucleotides. It is a transcript of the gene Klb, whose product is annotated as klotho beta. Gene Ontology annotation, molecular function: fibroblast growth factor binding; fibroblast growth factor receptor binding; hydrolase activity, hydrolyzing O-glycosyl compounds. Bases 2 to 3133 code for a protein of 1043 amino acids. NCBI's taxonomy places the organism in Eukaryota, Metazoa, Chordata, Mammalia, Rodentia, Muridae. The record is from RefSeq and is a predicted model, not a curated record. Gene Ontology annotation, biological process: carbohydrate metabolic process; fibroblast growth factor receptor signaling pathway. The transcript is spliced from 5 exons.
AAUGAAGACAGGCUGUGCAGCAGGGUCUCCGGGGAAUGAAUGGAUUUUCUUCAGCUCUGAUGAAAGAAACACACGCUCUAGGAAAACAAUGUCCAACAGGGCACUGCAAAGAUCUGCCGUGCUGUCUGCGUUUGUUCUGCUGCGAGCUGUGACCGGCUUCUCUGGAGACGGGAAAGCAAUAUGGGAUAAAAAACAGUACGUGAGUCCGGUAAACCCAAGUCAGCUGUUCCUCUAUGACACUUUCCCUAAAAACUUUUCCUGGGGCGUUGGGACCGGAGCAUUUCAAGUGGAAGGGAGUUGGAAGACAGAUGGGAGAGGACCCUCGAUCUGGGAUCGUUACGUCUACUCACACCUGAGAGGUGUCAACAGCACAGACAGAUCCACUGACAGUUAUGUCUUUCUGGAAAAAGAUUUGUUGGCUCUGGAUUUUUUAGGAGUUUCUUUUUAUCAGUUCUCAAUCUCCUGGCCACGCUUGUUUCCCAAUGGAACAGUAGCGGCCGUGAAUGCAAAAGGUCUCCAAUACUACAGUGCACUUCUGGACUCGCUGGUACUUAGGAAUAUAGAACCGAUUGUUACCUUGUACCAUUGGGAUUUGCCUUUGACGCUACAGGAAGAAUAUGGGGGCUGGAAAAAUGCAUCUAUGAUUGAUCUCUUCAAUGACUAUGCCACAUACUGCUUCCAGACCUUUGGAGACCGUGUCAAAUAUUGGAUUACAAUUCAUAACCCUUACCUCGUUGCUUGGCAUGGGUUUGGCACAGGUAUGCAUGCACCAGGAGAGAAGGGAAAUUUAACAGCUGUCUACACUGUGGGACACAACCUGAUCAAGGCACAUUCAAAAGUGUGGCAUAACUACGACAAAAACUUCCGCCCUCAUCAGAAGGGUUUGCUCUCCAUCACCUUGGGCUCCCAUUGGAUAGAACCAAACAGGACAGAAAACAUGGAGGACGCAAUCAACUGCCAGCACUCCAUGUCUUCUGUGCUUGGAUGGUUUGCCAACCCCAUCUACGGGGACGGCGACUACCCUGAGUUCCUGAAGACGAGCGCCAUGAUCCCCGAGUUCUCUGAGGCAGAGAAGGAGGAGGUGAGGGGCACGGCUGACUUCUUUGCCUUUUCCUUCGGGCCCAACAAUUUCAGGCCCUCGAACACCGUGGUGAAAAUGGGACAAAAUGUAUCACUCAACUUAAGACAGGUGCUGAACUGGAUUAAACUAGAAUAUGAUAACCCUCGAAUCUUGAUUUCGGAGAAUGGCUGGUUCACAGAUAGUUACAUAAAGACAGAAGACACCACAGCCAUCUACAUGAUGAAGAAUUUCCUCAACCAGGUUCUUCAAGCAAUAAAGUUUGAUGAAAUACGCGUGUUUGGUUAUACGGCCUGGACUCUGCUGGAUGGCUUUGAGUGGCAGGAUGCCUACACAACCCGUCGAGGGCUGUUUUAUGUGGACUUUAAUAGUGAGCAGAAAGAGAGGAAACCCAAGACCUCAGCUCAUUACUACAAACAAAUCAUACAUGACAACGGUUUCCCUUUGAAAGAGUCCACGCCAGACAUGAAGGGUCAAUUUCCCUGUGACUUCUCCUGGGGAGUCACUGAGUCUGUUCUUAAGCCGGAGUUUACGGUCUCCUCCCCACAGUUUACUGAUCCUCACCUGUAUGUGUGGAAUGUCACUGGCAACAGAUUGCUAUACCGAGUGGAAGGAGUACGGCUAAAAACAAGACCGUCCCAAUGCACAGAUUAUGUGAGCAUCAAAAAACGAGUUGAAAUGUUGGCGAAAAUGAAAGUCACCCGCUACCAGUUUGCCCUGGACUGGACCUCUAUCCUUCCUACUGGGAAUCUGUCUAAAGUUAAUAGACAAGUGCUAAGGUACUAUAGGUGUGUGGUGAGCGAAGGACUGAAGCUGGGCAUCUCCCCCAUGGUGACGUUGUACCAUCCGACUCACUCCUAUCUAGGCCUCCCUAUGCCACUUCUGAGCAGUGGGGGAUGGCUAAACGCGAACACAGCCAAGGCCUUCCAGGACUACGCAGGGCUAUGCUUCCAGGAGCUGGGGGACUUGGUGAAGCUCUGGAUCACCAUCAAUGAACCUAAUAGGCUGAGCGACAUGUACAACCGCACGAGUAACGACACCUAUCGUGCGGCCCACAACUUGAUGCUGGCCCACGCCCAGGUCUGGCACCUCUAUGAUAGACAAUAUAGGCCAGUCCAGCAUGGGGCUGUGUCACUGUCCUUACAUUCCGACUGGGCAGAACCUGCCAACCCCUAUGUGGCUUCACACUGGAAGGCAGCCGAGCGCUUCCUCCAGUUUGAGAUCGCCUGGUUUGCAGAUCCACUCUUCAAGACUGGCGACUACCCAUUGGCCAUGAAGGAAUACAUCGCCUCCAAGAACCAGCAAGGGCUGUCUAGCUCAGUCCUGCCCCGCUUCACCGUGAAGGAGAGCAGGCUGGUGAAGGGUACCAUCGACUUCUACGCACUGAACCACUUCACUACUAGGUUCGUGAUACACAGGCAGCUGACUACUAACCGCUCAGUUGCAGACAGGGACGUCCAGUUCCUGCAGGACAUCACCCGCCUGAGCUCGCCCAGCCGCAUGGCUGUAACACCCUGGGGAGUUCGCAAGCUCCUUGGGUGGAUCCGGAGGAACUACAGAGACAUGGAUAUCUACAUCACAGCCAAUGGCAUUGAUGAUCUGGCUCUAGAGGACGAUCAGAUCCGAAAGUACUACUUGGAGAAGUACGUCCAGGAGGCUCUGAAAGCAUAUCUCAUUGACAAGGUCAAAAUCAAAGGCUACUAUGCAUUCAAACUGACUGAAGAGAAAUCUAAGCCUCGAUUUGGAUUUUUUACAUCUGACUUCAAAGCUAAAUCCUCUGUGCAGUUUUAUAGCAAGCUGAUCAGCAGCGGCGGCUCCCCGUCUGAGAAGAGUAGUCCUGCAUGUGGUCAGCCUGCAGAAGACACAGAGUGUGCCAUUUGCUCAUUUCUCAUGCAGAAGAAACCACUAAUCUUCUUUGGUUGUUGCUUCGUCUCCACUCUGGUUGUAUUGCUAUCAAUCACCAUUUUUCAUCAUCGAAAGAGAAGAAAAUUCCAGAAAGCAAGGAACUUAAAAAAUAUACCAUUGAAGAAAGGCCACAGCAGAGUUUUUAGCUAAACUAUCAUUUCUGUCAUAGUUUAAAGAUUCACUCCAGUUCCAUAUACUGGUAACUUACAAUGUGAGAGACAGCUGUAACCAAGGUGAAGACAAUCAAUGCCUUUGAAGUGUGGUUCAAAUCAUUCCUUUAGGUACUGACAAUCAGUGAAUCCGAGCUGAAGACACCCUGACAGUAACUCUGGGCGUGACCCUAGACAUUGCUUCAGGAAGUGUGAAUCACUACUUCACAUCCCUUUUCUGUAGCUUUCUUCUGUAAAUAGCAAUUGCUAUUCAUGGUAAAGAAAUUAAUUUUAAAAAGUGAAA